AUGCAGCACUCAAGUUUGACAGAGAAUGGUUACAUACAAGCUCCUGACAUUCAUCCUGAUCCAGAUUCUGUCCUCCUCACCACAAAUGUACAUGGUACCUCCAUGCUUCAAGAUAACUUGACCACCCUCGAGAGUCUACAACUCUCUAAUUCUCCCUCGCUCGCAGCAACCAUGACCCAAUCCUUGGCAAGUCCCGCCCAUUCAAAGAAUCAAGAGUUGAUUGACCUGGUGCUAUCAAUGAAUAACGCCCUCAAACUUAAGGACCAAAUGAGGGAAGAGCAACAGGCUGACUUUCACACAACACUGGAGAAGUUUCAAUGCGAUCAGCUGCGGAGGGAUGAGGAUGCGAAAAAAAAAUUCCAGCAAUACACCAAGGAUGUGGACAUCCUCAAGCAAGAGCGCAGCCUUGACCAAUCACGAAUCAAAUUCUUAGAGGACAGGCAACAAGAGGACAGACUGCGGAUUAAGGACCUGGAGGAUACCCAACAACAGAACAACUCGCAGAUUAAGGACCUGGAGGGAUCGCUUCUCGAGGAGAAGAAGAUCCAGGUGGAGGAGAGGGAAGCUAGUGCGAAGGAGAAGGCAUCCAUGCUAAUGAGGAUCCAGGAGAUUGAAGACGAGCACAUUGAAACUGCUGGUGCGAAGAACACCUUUCGUAUUACGCAGUCAUUCCUCUGGAGGGAGGCACUGGCUUCCUCCCAGACAACCGCUGAGCACUUGCAAACUGCCCAUACACUGUUGAACGCACCAGGGGCGUCCCUUGAUACUGCCAUGAAAAAAUUCCUCUCAUCCACCACUGGGAUGACUCUUGCAGUCCAAAAACCAUCAGAGAUCUGUGAAAUGGGAGACAGUGUAGCACACCCUAAACUUCAUGCUAUCUUAGAGACUAAUGGAUUACUCAAUGAUGCAUUAGAUCAAUUUGCUACAGCGAGAGAUGAUGCUCAUGAGCUCGUUAGCUCAGCGGAAUUCAAGCAAUCACUCACCGACAGGCUUCGUGCCUGCUUAUUGUCUCAGAAUCUCUUUGAAUUUGUAAAGAAACACCCUUCUGUGUUCAAGAUACCCCUUGUCACCCUACAGGAUCUUGAGCUCAUGAAUAAGUUGGACUCGAUGAUUAAGGAACUGUUUAUGCAGCAGCAUGGAAGCAUGAAACAAAAGAUCGUCACUUCCGCUGAUAGAGAAUCAAAUAUUCAUGCACUCUGUCGGUCAUUAUCGGGUAACUGUACUGAGAUUACUUCAGCACACUGGUCUCAUGUGGCCUUUCUGUGUUCUUCGCUGAUUCAAUUCCGGACUGUUGUUGCAGAGAGUGCAAAGCUUCAAGAGGAAGUCACUUCGAACAAUGACCAUGUACAUGUGCCAGCAGAUGCGGAGGGCGACAAUGGCGAUCCCAGUCCUUCAGUGACCACACAGUGCACUUGGACGUUCAAUCAAUACUGGAGCUAUAUUGACAUUCUUCUAGAUGAGCUCAGGGACGAUGCUAAGAAGAAUACAUCUAUGACUCAGGCAGCCGAAGAAUUCACUAAAAAAUUUUUUACAGAGGUCCUCCAAGCUGACUUAUGA
Molecule: messenger RNA, 1557 nt
Organism: Suillus subalutaceus
Lineage: Eukaryota; Fungi; Basidiomycota; Agaricomycetes; Boletales; Suillaceae
Exons: 13
Coding region: 1-1557 (518 amino acids)
Source: RefSeq, a predicted model, not a curated record